UUUCUUUUUUUAACAAAAACACUUUCGAACCGUUCCGUACAUUACCAAAGAUUACGUAGUUGUUUGUGUGUAUAUUAUUAAGUAUUAUUAGGUACCUAUACAAAACAUCUAUUAUAACUAUAUAUAGUUAUCCAAUUAAAAUCGUGUUUGUUGAACUUGAUAAAAUUAUAUUUAAAGCGGAAAUCCCUCAUCAUAUCUUAUUGCAAUAACUGUUGCUGUGCUACCAUGAUAAAGUGCGCUCCAUUGCUUAUUAUUUUGUUUGGGCUUGUGAGUGCACAAGGGCCCAUAGUGGAAACGUUAAAUGGAAAAAUAUUGGGUAAAAUUCGUACUACCAGAGCUAACGUUACAUAUUAUUCGUACACUGAAGUGCCCUUUGCCAAGCCACCAAUUGGAAAAUUAAGAUUCCAACCCCCAGAACCUGUACAAAACUGGGAAGGAAUUCUGGACUGUACAAAAAGCACGAAAAUUUGUUACCAAGUUUGGAACGAUGUUAAAGAGGAAACAGAGGACUGUCUACUUUUAAAUAUAUUUACACCGAUAGCUCCAAGACAAAAUGCUUCAUUACCGGUUAUUUUUCAUAUGUUUGCGGGGGGGUUUGUCUUUGGUUUGUCCACAUUUGAUUCAAACGGGCCUCAUUACUUCAUGGAAUAUGAUGUUGUUAUUGUAACUGUUAAUUACAGAAUAGGACCGUUUGGAUUUCUGUCAACGGGAGACACAAUUGUACCGGGAAAUAUGGGUCUAAAAGAUCAAAACAUGGCUCUCAGAUGGUUGCAGAAAAAUAUUCAGUUUUUUGGAGGGGACCCUAAUAAAGUGACGAUAUUUGGAAUGAGCGCUGGGUCCGCUUCUGUUACAUACCAUGUUAUUAGUAAACAAUCCAAAGGAUUGUUUAGAGCAGCAAUGGGUGAAAGUGGUUCCGCUCUAUGCCCAUGGACUUAUCAAAGAUAUGCUAAAAAAGUAGCCCAUCAACUCGCGAAGCUUGUUGAUCCCAAUUUCAAUUCUUCCUGUAGUAAACAGUUGUUAACUUUAUUACAAAAUGUUUCUGCAAGAGAUAUAGAUAAAGUAUCAAAUCGUGUUAAUCCUGGUUACACUAUGGAAUUAAUUUUUGGUUUUAAGUACGCCCCUGUCAUUGAACCCGAACAUGAUGGCGCAUUCAUAACGAAAAAUAUUUACGUUUCUAUAGAAAAGGGGGAGUUUACUAGGGUUCCUAUGAUGUUGGGUAUAGCUUCUGAAGAGGGACUUUUGCAAGUAGGCGAUAAUCGGACCGAAUUUAGGGAAAAAAUGGCAUCAUUUGACAACAAUUUAACAGAAAUAGUCCCCUUCGAUUUACACAUUACAGACCCAACAUUAAAAGAAACUGUUGGUAGGGAAAUACGAAACAUUUACACAGACGGAAUGUUCCAAAAUUCAGAUGCUGCAUCCACCAAACAUUUAAGUGACACUUGUUUUUCAAGAGCUAUUAUUAAACAUGUCGAAUUGCAUUCCAAAUAUGCUGACGCCUUUUUGUAUCAAUUCUCCUAUGAUGGCACAAUUACAAAACCCAUAAUGCCCUAUUAUGUUAAAGGUGCUGAAAGAGUAGCUCAUACUGAAUACUCCACAUAUAUUUGGGCUUACAAUGACAAUGACGACAUAACAAGUUUUCCCGAAAGCGAUAUUUUGACAUCAAAAAGAUAUUUAACACUUCUAACCAACUUUGCCAAAACCAUGAACCCUACUCCAAAGGAAGACGAUAUGCUUCAAAACAUUUCUUGGCCCAAAGUGGAAAUAAAGAAUUAUCAAUAUUUGGAUAUAGACACUGAUUUGUCCGUUAAGAAAAAUCCCAAAGAAGAAUCUUACACCAAAUGGGUAGAUUUAUAUGAGAGACGUGGAGUUAAACCUUAUGACACCUAUUGAAUAAAUCUUAUAAAUUAUGCAUUAUUUUCCUUAUAAAUAAAAAAAUUCGUAAGCAAG
This is a messenger RNA of Brassicogethes aeneus, 1947 nucleotides long. Lineage: Eukaryota; Metazoa; Arthropoda; Insecta; Coleoptera; Nitidulidae. The record is from the annotation of a GenBank genome assembly.